Helobdella robusta is the source of this 2394-nucleotide messenger RNA. RefSeq lists its product as hypothetical. The coding region runs from base 1 to 2394 and encodes 797 amino acids. The record is from RefSeq and is a predicted model, not a curated record. Gene Ontology annotation, cellular component: nucleoplasm. NCBI's taxonomy places the organism in Eukaryota, Metazoa, Annelida, Clitellata, Rhynchobdellida, Glossiphoniidae. Gene Ontology annotation, molecular function: mRNA binding; N6-methyladenosine-containing RNA reader activity. The transcript is spliced from 19 exons. Gene Ontology annotation, biological process: regulation of alternative mRNA splicing, via spliceosome; mRNA splicing, via spliceosome.
AUGCCCAUGAAAUUUAGCAGUUAUGAACAUUUUUAUAAAAAAACACAGCCAAUACAAUGUAUUUUAGUGACCGACGAUUUACUAGACGAAAUACUGACAAUGGACAACGUGACUGACAUAGAUGCAGAUGACGCCGAGAACAAGCAGUUUGAAACCACCGAUGGUGAUGGUGAAGGUGACGACGACGACGGUGGUGAUAAUGUGAGUAGCGAUUGUAAUGAGGAGGCCACUGAAUUCAAGAUUCUUGACGAUGUUGACGAUGUAAAAUCAGUUGAGGAGCCGUUAUCUUUGGAAGAUGGACAGAUGGAAGCCAUGGACAUUCCUUCAGCUCCCGACGACGACGUCAACAUUGCCAAAAAUGACCUUGACCUCACUGGCAACGUCACUUCCGACACCGACGAUAACAUCAACAACAACAACAACAAAAGUGAUGACGUCAUCAACACUGCUGACAACGUCACCAACGCUAGCAACAACAACAACAGCAACAACAACAACAGCAAUGAUCACCAUCUUGAGAUCGAGAUACAGAUCAACAAAAACCUGGAUGUUGAUUUUGAACUCAUAAAUGACCUUGACUCUAGCUCGGUUGAAGGUCAAGUAAAACCGGACAACAACAACGACAACAACAGCAACAACUCUAUCAAUGUUGUUGCUGGUGGAAAAAACGGUGAUGGGGACAAUAACUUGAAGAGGAAGCACGAUAGCAUAUCACCUAUAAUGUGGAGUAAUAAUAAUAAUAAUAAUGAUAAUAAUAAUAAUAAUAAUAAUAAUAAUAAUAAUAAUAAUAAUGGGGAUGUAGAGAUGAUGAUUGGUGAAGCCAUUCCAACCAUUGACAAUUCCACUGAUGCAAAAAAGCUCAAAGUUGAUAGCGCUUCUGAAAAAGAUCGUGAAUCGCGUCUGAAGUACAUCUUCCGUUCGGCUCGCUUCUUCCUCAUCAAAAGCAACAACCACGAGAAUGUCAGUCUGGCAAAAGCUCGAAACAUCUGGUCCACCCCACCCCAGAACGAGGCCAGACUCAACCAGGCAUUCAAACAAUGUGCGAAUGUUCUCCUAAUAUUCUCAGUACAAGAGAGUGGAAAGUUCCAAGGAUUUGCCCGUUUAGCUUCUGAGUCUGAUAAGUCCCACCCACCUGUUCGUUGGGUCCUCCCACCAGGUCUUGAGGCCAGGGUCUUCAGUUCUGUCUUUAAACUGGAUUGGAUAUCAAGGAAGGAACUCCACUUCACUGAUACCAUGCACCUGAAGAAUCCUUGGAACAUGAACAAGCCCGUCAAGGUCGGCAGAGAUGGACAGGAAAUCGAGCCGUCGGUGGGCGAGAUAUUGUGUCGCAUGUUUCCGCAAGACAGUCAGAUCGAUCUGCACAGAAUAGCGUCCCUAUCGAAGCACGCUCUCAGACGAGCCAACCAGCCACAGCAAGCGACUGCAGCGGCGGUUUCAACUACCACAGCAACAAACUCUACUACAGCUGCUCUCGGCUCUCAAGUUUUAGCUACGCCACCGGCAGCGGUUGCUGGUGGCGGUAGUGUUUUGGGUGAUUCAGCUAAGAGUCAGAUAGCUGGCGGCGUAGCUGGUGCCACUAGCAACUUAGCUACUUCAACUGCUACUGCUGCUAGAAAAGAUUAUCUGACUAGCAGCAGAGAUAGCUCUAGAAGAAGAACUGGUACAUCUUAUAUCAGUGGAAGAGACAGAAGUGAUAGAGAGAAAGGAGACGGAAUACCGGUUCGCUAUGGCGUAAGAAGAGAAACUUUGCUAAAUGGAUCUUACAGUGAUUACGUCAGAGAAUUCACCAGAACCCCAUCUCAAUAUGGCGGAUCAGUGACCUCCAGAAUGCCCCCGUCGAUGCCCUCCACCUACGCAUAUUUCCCCCCGCAGUAUGUGUACGACCCACAUUUGGCGGCCUACCCUAGCCCUGUUAUAGACUACUCGGCGGCAUAUCAGUACCCGGCCCAGGUGUAUCAGCCAAUACCGACGUUGUCAUCAUCUGUGGCCGCGGCUUCAUCUCUCUACGGUGGCUACCAUCAUCACCAACUACAGCAGCAACAGCAGAUGAGUAAAUCGUCAUCGUAUAGAGAUGAUUUCAGUGGUGUGCUGAUGAGAAGUUUUGUACUGGAGAAUGCUAAGUACAAGUUCAAUAAUGACGAAUUAUUCCAGAAGUUGGUCCGGAGCAACGAGAUUGGAGUACGGCACGUGAUGAUAAUGAACGGAGUCAAGGUGGAACUAGACUGCACAUUCAACAGCAUAGAUAUGAGAGGAGUUGGAAAAAUAAAGUUCUUUGGGGACGACGACGAUGAUGAUGAUGAUGAUGAGGACAAAAACAAUAAAAACAAUAAUAGUGAUGAAGAUGGUGAUGAUGGUGGUGAUGAUGAAAAAAAGUUGAAAAUUGCAAACGAUUAA